AUGACAGACAAUUCGAUGAGCGUAGGCGAAUGGACGCCCAAUCUCUGGCACAUGAGUGCUCCCAAGCCAACACCCGUCCUUUCAUCCGAGCCUUCACAGCCGAGCCUGGGUCUUGCGGGUAUUUCAAAUGUGCAGCCAAACAACCCAUUGUGGAUGACCCCCGACUCAUUUCAAACCUCACAAGAACCAUUUAUGGAGAUGCCUUUUAAAAACAACAUUGGCGUCAAUAUACCGUUCAACAGUAGCAAUAACAAUACUGGUGACAAUGAGGCCUCGCCUGGUAUUUCUGAUAUGAGUAUUAACAAUUGCGCAGUACUUGAUACGCCAGUACACAACGUCACCUCCGUCGGUCCUACUAAUGCUCAUCUGAACGGCACAUUUGCAUUUUCUAGCCCGGGUCAAGAUCUCUCCCUUUUAACAAAACCAGUAAAUGUCCAAGAGACAUCUAUGAAGCACGAAUCAUCUGCCCCUACCUCGCCUGCUAGUCCUUCUACUCCAAGUUUUACUCAAGCCAAGGCAGCAGUGCGAGAGACACGUUCAUCGUCCAUAACAACUGAUUUUUCUACAAAGCAACUACUUGACUUUUGUUUAAGUCAUGACAUGAACAAGUCCAGUCUGCUUCCACAUCGCUCUGCAUCGGUCUCAUCAGUGUCUGGUGUGGAAUUGGGUAAUAGUGAAGAUAUUUUAUGCAUUUGCAUUCUGGAUCCAUCAGGCUCAGUGGCGUACCGGGCAAAAAACAGCUAUUAUCCGACGCUCGAGGCACUGUACCAUGUCGAAACACAUGAGAUCGAAUUACCGGGAGGCUCACAUAUGUUAGCAUCAAGCACAAACAAGAGUGGAACCAAGGAGAUGCCGGAUAUGUUCCCCUUACACAGUCGAAGCUGGGAAGGUUCUGACUAUUUUAAACUGGGCUGUGAAGCGUCAUCACUGUUAAAAGUUUCUGCGGUAAAUACACUUAUUCACACUGCGAUGAAUGAUCUGGAGACGUUUUUGCCUUUUAUCCAACCAUAUGAGAUUGAAGAAUGCGUAACUAAUUUAGUGAAGGCCCGUUCGGCUUCUUCUUGGUCACCUCUUCAGGUUCGGCAGAAAACGUCUCUGCUUCUUCUACUUUGUGCACUGGGUUCUUCACUCAGGUUAAGUGUAUCUGUGCCUAUGGAUUCGAAACGCAAUCAUAGCACUGCCUUGCCUUGGGAGUUUGGACACCGCUGUUUCUUACUGGCGCGUGGCUUGCUAUGUCCACGUCAGCUGAAGUUACAAUCAGAGGAAAUGACAAUGGAGUUCAUACAAUGUAUGAUUCUUGUACACAUGUAUAUGAUACGAUGCAAUGACCGAGAGGCGUCAUGGUCUCCCUUGGCUUAUGGUGGAAUGGCAUUGAAGCAUGCUUGUCAAACCAUGCACAUUAAUCAAAGUGAUGUUUUGUUCACUCAGUCUAUGCUGCGUUGGGAAAUGACAAAACGAUGCAUGUGGGUAUUGUACAUCCAAGAAGCAACAAGCCGGAUUGAGGGCUAUUUAGUGUCUCCUCGCUGCCUGUGGACGUACGCCCCGUUGUCGAUCGAGUUGCCAGUGUAUCUUCAUGGUAUCUUCACGCCGGAAGGUCGGGCAGAUGAUGCGAUAACGUCAGAGUGUAUGAAUCGAUUUAACUCGCAAAUUGAGCUAUGUCAAAUUUUUGUCCGUGCUCUUCAAAUGAAACUUCAUGAGAAUGCCCCAGUAAGCCAGGAGCAAAAGAAUGCGGCUGUCUCGCUUCAGAAUCAGUUGACAGAAUGGGCACUCAAAACACCAUGUUUGGCGCAUGUGACUGCGGAGUCGGACACGCCAGCUCUGCCAUCGAAGAAAUGGGCUGGAUCAGAGGCACUCGACAGCUCAAAUGUGUAUGUUCUUUGCUCGUACUUGUUGUCUCAAGCAACAAGCAGAUGA
Messenger RNA from Malassezia globosa CBS 7966, 1914 nucleotides. RefSeq lists its product as uncharacterized. The transcript has a single exon. The record is from RefSeq and is a predicted model, not a curated record. Bases 1 to 1914 code for a protein of 637 amino acids. NCBI's taxonomy places the organism in Eukaryota, Fungi, Basidiomycota, Malasseziomycetes, Malasseziales, Malasseziaceae.